Molecule: messenger RNA, 1499 nt
Organism: Eruca vesicaria subsp. sativa (arugula)
Lineage: Eukaryota; Viridiplantae; Streptophyta; Magnoliopsida; Brassicales; Brassicaceae
Source: the annotation of a GenBank genome assembly
ACAAAAAAAAAGAAAGAAAAGGAAUAACCACCAUUUUUACUCUCUCUCUCUCCUCUCUGUCUCUCUGUCUCUCCUCGCUGUCUUCCUCAAUUCGAAGUUCGCAUCUCGCUAACGCUCUUCGCGAAUCACGUCUCUCAAUUUCUCUCUGUCUUUGAGAUCUCUCCGGGUGGUUUGUCUAUUGCUAUUUACAGCACCAAUCGUUGGGGGGUUUAGGGUUUUGUAUAAGCUCCGGAGAGGCAUAAAUCAUCUUCCUUUUAGCCAAAUCCGAGCUAACCGGGAAUGAUUCCGAUGGAUAAUUAUUGCGUACCGAGCACCAGCACGACCGGUUUAGUAUAUUCUCCGAAUUCGAGCAUGACCUCUUCUUCCUCAGGGUUUCACUUUACUGUGACUUCUCCGGGUGGACUUAAACAUGAAGCUUCUUUGGCUGUUGACUGGUCUGUGGAGGAGCAGUAUGUAUUAGAGAAAGGUCUCACAAAAUUUAAAGAUGAACCACAAGUUACGAAGUAUGUAAAGAUUGCAUCAACUCUACCAGAUAAAAGUGUACGGGAUGUGGCAAUGAGGUGUAAAUGGAUGACGCAAAAACGGAGAAAAGGGGAAGAACACAGUGCCAGCACGAAGGUUAGCUAUAGAAAGGUUGUGGAUUUACCCCCAAAACUGAACAUGUUCUCCACCGUUUCACACCAAAAUUCUCCAUAUUUCAUGAACCAGAGUGCACGCAUGCAUUUUGAAGGUUUAAAUGAUGCGGUCAUGGAGCUUCUACGGCAGAAUGCUCAAGCUUUCAGUCAAAUAUCUUCAAACCUUUCUGUGUCCAAGCCACAGGAUAACAUCAGCUUGUUUAAUCUGGCAAGAAAUAACAUCAGUUCCAUCUUGAAUGACAUGAAGAUGAUGCCUGGUAUCAUAAGCCGGAUGCCACCACUGCCUGUUUCAGUUAAUAAUGAUCUUGCAAACAGGUUAAUGACAAGUACACGACAGCCGAGAUCUUAUAUCAUUCCUUCAAACAUCCAUCUGAAGCAGGAGCCAAGAAACUGAUGGAUGAGGAAACACUUGAUUUUGACCAAUGCUAAAGGAAAUAAGCACAAGAAAAAACGUAAAAAUGGCAGUUGUUUGAUGUGACCUGGACUGAAAGAAGAUGGUUUAUCAACUGCAAACACACAAGAUUGAACAAAGAUCCCUUUGUGCUGUCGUCUAAUUUUCUGUUGGAAAAGGUUAACAGGUGGUUAGCCAAAACCCUUUCAUGUCUCAAAAAACUGAUUGUUUUUCCAGGUGUGAAAAUGUUUAGGUUGUCAAUUAAAGAUAUGAUUCAUUGCACAGAUGCGUGGUAGAGUUGGUUGUAUAGAUUAGCUGUCUCUGUAAGAUUUUAGAUGAGAGAGUUAUGUACGUUUGUAUUAAGUAACACAUCUUUGUAAGGUUUUUUCUUCAAUCUUCAUACUUUAUGCUCAUAUUACCUGUCACAUGGACAUGAUUCCGGCUUCUGUUUGCGUCUGUUGUGACCAUUGAUA